Theobroma umbraticum is the source of this 2336-nucleotide messenger RNA. RefSeq names its product G-type lectin S-receptor-like serine/threonine-protein kinase SD1-1. Gene Ontology annotation, biological process: protein phosphorylation. Lineage: Eukaryota; Viridiplantae; Streptophyta; Magnoliopsida; Malvales; Malvaceae. Gene Ontology annotation, cellular component: plasma membrane. The record is from RefSeq and is a predicted model, not a curated record. Gene Ontology annotation, molecular function: ATP binding; protein serine/threonine kinase activity.
UUUUUUCCCCUGAAAGGCGGGAAUAUUAUUGCUGAUAGUUUCUCACAGAGGGAAAAAACGAAAAGUAAAGUCCCAGUAGGAUUUCAAGAGAAACAUGAAAAUCCUCAGGAUUGAAGAUAGGCUUGACAUCAGGAUUGAGAGACCUGAUGACCAAAAACAAAACAAAACAUAAAGCAAAAUUCCAAGCCUUCUAAAUACAUUCAAUAAAACCCACAAGAUCUGCUCUGGCAGUUAACCCCACCAUAAUCCUUAAAAAACUGACUCUGCAACUAAUAUAAGAAUAAACCAAAGGUGAAGGAGCCCGCAGGAAACUUCAAUGUGAGUUGAAGAUAUCUCCAUUUCGAAGAAAAAGUCGAGGUAUGUAGAAUUGUUGUAGUGUCUGUCAUGAUUGAUGAAGAAUUCCAAGGUCAAUGAGUGCCUACGGCAGCCAUACAAACCAAAGUCUUGCCUUCAAACCUGAAGGUCAAUGUUGUUUAGAAUGUUCAAACAAAUGGCAUUUAUACUUAUCUUCCAAGCAAAUAGCUUUCAAACUAGACAUCGGUGGACAUGGACAUCUUCUCUUUCAGUGCUUGUUUCCUCAUCAUCUUCUUUAAAGCUUCCAACGCACUCGACAAGAUUUCUCCAUCUGAGUCACUCACUGAUGGCACGACCUUGGUCUCUAGUGAUGGAAGCUUUGUAUUGGGUUUCUUCACUCCGGGGAGUUCCGAGAAUCGUUACUUGGGAAUUUGGUACAACAACAUCCCGAUGCAAAAUGUUGUAUGGGUUGCAAACAGGAUAACCCCGAUAAAUGACACCACUGGCUUGCUGAAGAUAGAAAGCACUGGCAGAGUCGUGCUUCUAGGUCAGAACCAAACAACUGUUUGGUCAAUUAAUUCCACAGGAGCAGCUCAGAAUACGAUUCUGCAGCUCCUGGAUUCAGGCAAUCUUGUUGCCAGAGAUGGAAACGAUGGUGAUUCAGAGAACUACUUCUGGCAAAGCUUUGAUCAUCCAACUGAUACAAUGUUACCAGGGAUGAAGAUUGCACCCAAGAAGCCUUACAAGAUUCCGAUGCUGAAGUGCUUGCAGAACUGUUCUUGUAUGGCAUACACUAAUUUAGAUAUUAGAGGAGGAGGUAGCGGCUGCGCCAUGUGGUUUGGUGAUCUAAUUGAUAUUGAGCAAUUUCAAUCAUAUGGCCAGGAUCUUUACAUCAAAGUCUCUGCUUCAGAAGCAGAACUGAAAAACACGCGUAAGGCGAAGCUGGCCGUCAUAAUUGCAACACCAAUUGCUUUGUUCUUGGGGAUUCUUGUAGUCAUUUAUUACAUCCGGAGAAGAAGGAGAAAACUAGAAGAUGAAGUUGAAGAAACGAUUGAAAAUGAUCAAAAGAACCAAGGCCAGAGUGAAGAUAUGGACCUUGCUGUAUUCGAGCUAGAAAUGCUGGUUUAUGAAUACAUGCCUAACAGAAGUCUUGACUCGUUUAUUUUUGAUCAAAGAAGGUGCAAAGUAUUAGAUUGGCCCAAGCGUUUCCAAAUUAUCUGUGGGAUUGCUAGGGGACUACUCUACCUUCAUCAAGAUUCCAGAUUGAGGAUUAUUCAUAGAGAUCUAAAAGCUAGUAAUGUUUUGCUUGAUAGUGAGAUGAACCCAAAAAUUUCAGAUUUUGGCAUGGCAAGAACUUUUGGAGGAGACCAGACUGAAGCCAAUACCAACAGAGUGGUUGGAACUUAUGGUUAUAUGGCACCAGAAUAUGCUAUUGAUGGGCUGUUUUCGGUAAAAUCAGAUGUGUUUAGCUUUGGCAUAUUGUUGUUGGAGAUGAUAAGUGGAAGAAAGAAUAGAGGAUUUUAUCAUCAAAAGCAAAGGGGCAACCUUAUUGAACAUGCAUGGAGAUUAUGGAAAGAAGGCAGGCCUUUGGAUCUUGCCGAUGAUUUCUUAGCAGAGACUGGCAGUCCAUCACAGGUGUUACGAUGCAUCCACAUUAGCCUGUUAUGUGUACAACAGCAUCCUGAGGAGAGGCCAAGCAUGUCAUUCGUGGUUCUGAUGUUGGGAAGUGAGAAUGAAUUGCCUCUGCCUAAACAACCUGGUUUUUUGUUUCAAAAGAGUCCUUUUGAAGCAGAUACUUCAUCCGUUAACCAUGGAUCAUCUUCGAGAAACGAAAUAAGUUUAUCACUUUUAGAGGCUCGAUAGACGGUGAUAUGCUUCAUUAAACCUAUUAUGCCCCAAACUAUCAGUGAUGAUUCCAAUCCCACUCGAUGUUUGGGGCAUGUGCUUUUAGAGCAAAUGCUGAGAAAUGUUUCAGAAAUCAACAUGCAAUCAAGAACAAAUAGUAGUGUUGUAUUUAUUCGAUUGAUAGAUAGAUUGAAGGA